Molecule: messenger RNA, 721 nt
Organism: Anopheles merus
Lineage: Eukaryota; Metazoa; Arthropoda; Insecta; Diptera; Culicidae
Exons: 3
Coding region: 203-721 (172 amino acids)
Cellular component (GO): nucleus
Molecular function (GO): zinc ion binding
Source: RefSeq, a predicted model, not a curated record
GUUACCUUCACGCGCUCCAGACGCGAUCGUAGCGUUCUGUGCCGAAAACUGGUUGUUUUAUAUCAAAUUAUGUUCUUUUUUGUUGAGAACAGUUUGACAUUGUCAACAAUUCAACCUACGACGGUUCAGCACACGCUUCACAGUUAAAAUUGUUCUUGAAGACGAUUAGUAAAAAAAAACUAAAGCAAUAUCAAGUAAGGCAAUGUGUGACAUCAUUUGCAGACUAUGCUUAAAGGACCUGGAUGCGGAUGAUCCGGAUGGAAGCUCUAUUUUAGAUGAAAAGAUUAGAAAAGCGAUGAACAAUGUGUUUUGCUUUAAGGUAUGCUUUGAAGCGGAAUUACCCCAGAACAUCUGCAAACAAUGCUCCUGGAAUGUGCAAGAUUUUGAAUGCUUUAGCGAGCUAGUGGAGAAAAAUCAGAAAAUAUUAAAACAAAAAUAUAUGCCCAAGAAAACCCCUCAUUGCACUGAGGACGGAUCCACAGAACAGAUGGAUCAUGAAAACCGCGGACAGGAACCAUCGACCCAAAGUCAACUUGCAACAGUAUCAUCUUCAACAGUAUCUGAUAUAUAUUUGGAUUCGAAUGUCUAUGAUAAACCUUUGGUGGACAUGGCGUGCAAGACUGAGCUGGAUGAGGUUGAUGUGGUAGAUGAGUUCCAUCCAGAUCUUAUGGAAACUUCGAUCCGGUAUAGAACAGUGGCGUACAAUUAUGACGUGUGGUGA